Symbiodinium natans is the source of this 2190-nucleotide messenger RNA. Lineage: Eukaryota; Dinophyceae; Suessiales; Symbiodiniaceae. The record is from the annotation of a GenBank genome assembly.
AUGCGGACGCUGGUGUCUCUGGUGUGUCUAUUGCACUUCGUGCCAGUGAGUGCCAGCGAUGAUUGUGGCAACGACAUCCUGGACCUGCUUCAGCGCCCGAAUCCCGACAUGAUGAAGCUCUUAGCAAAGCUUGAAGAGAACAUCGAGGGCUUGAAGGCGGAAGUUACGGAGCUUCGUGCGGGCUCUCAGGCGGCCGUGCCAACUCCCGGGGUGCCCAAGAACAACUCCUUGUUUCAAGGCUGCCGCACGAGGUCCUCGAGGAAGCUCGCCACGAACCAGGCGUCGGCGCAGAAGCGUCACACGGCUGAGGAGCAUCACGGCCAGAACUUGACCCAGGCCUCCAGCCAGGGCAGCAGACUCGGAGUGCUCCCAAGCUGCCCCGGAAGCAACCUCCUGCUGAAGAAGUACGGGGCAACCUCCUUCACAACUUCCUGCUGCGCAGAAAGUGGCCUGUACUGUGCAGGUUGUGCCCGAGCCGAUUCCCAGUCAUGCCUGGAAUGUGCUGGGGGCUUCCUGAGCCGCGAAGGGAAGUGCAUCUCCUGUGCCGAUUCUGCUGGCUGGACGAAUGUGGAUGGCAAGACCUGCGUGCAGCUUGCAGCUCCUAACGACUGCAAUGAUGUGAAGUCCCGUGGGAAGAGCAGCAAUGAGGCCUGCUGCAAGUGCGGCGGUGGAAUUGUCAGCCCGACACCCUUCACAUACCCUUCGGUGCAUCUAGCUCUGGGCAGCGCAGUGCACGUGUCACCGUCUGCUCGAACGGCGUCACGCUAUUCCCUCAAUGAGGGUUGUGAGUUGGUCGACCACGGCCUGACGAUGGACGGCGCCACAGGGAUCGUCACAGCUUCAGCGGAUCGUCCACAAAAUGGAGCUUUCAGCAUCAACUGCGCCGUGACAGCGCACCAGGCACCAGGCGUGAGCUACGAGACGGCCAUGCGAAUUGGCAUGGACUAUUUGAGCUUCGGGGCACCCGUGCUCUUCUUCUCAGGCUCGACCACGAAAACUGCGCAGAAGGCAGCUGGCCAAUGGAAAGACUUCAGCGUCAUGUGCGCACCCACGUUGCACUGGCUGCAGGUGAACUCUGCAACGGGAGACCUGAGCCGGUCGGCGGCCAGCGGCGCCAGCGGAGCCGUGGGCACCGAGGACACCACAGUUGGCGGGCAGGAUGGCGGGAUCUGCAUCGUGAAGGCCCAGCACUCGGCUCCGAACGAUGACAGUCGCGAGCAGGGGAUGACGUGCGAGUACUGCCGAGACUGCAGCUUCUGCACAGUCCCUGCUGACCUUACCUCCAGGUUGAGCUCCUCGACGUUGACGGACAGCGUUGUAGUGCCGGACAUCUAUUUUUUCAACAACUUCAGCAAUGUUGCCGCGGGUUCCAAGUUCUGCACAAGGUGCGUCGGAUACUUGUUCAUUAAAUGGCGAGGAUACUACAACUUUUACAUCAUAUCAAACGAUGGCUCACGGACCUACCUGGAUGGGCAGCUGGUAUUGGACAAAGCGGGCUGUGGGGUUGGACAACGAUCUGAAGAAGAAGUCUGGCUGGAGGCAGGCUACCACGACCUGGAGGUACAGAUGUGCAGUGGUGGUGGAAAUCAAGUUUUGCAGCUGUCAUACUACGGGCCAGAUACCGAUCACGUCAGAAUCCCAAUUCCCCAGUUUGCGCUCUUCCAUGCCGCGUUCACAGAGCGCCAGGCUCGCUUUGUCGCCUUGGCGUUGCAGCCGUGGACGGCGCUGACCUACAAGAUGGCAGCGGUGUCCGUGACCCUCGGAGAGCAGCUCCCCCUCCUGAACUUGGAAGAGCCCACGCAGCAGGGGCUCCUGAAGCCUUCUUUCUUCAAAGUGUCCUGCUCGUCGACGCCUUCACUCAAGUACGACUUUGAUGAUCUGCUGAGCAUGGGAUUGGUGGAGGGCUACCCGGUCCUGGAGGUCACGCCCGAAGGCUCGAUCGCCGUCUCGCCGGUCCCUGCGCUCUCGGCAGUGUUCGAUUCUCUUCCGGGCACUGGCUCUGACAGGAAGAGGAUCUCGCUGGCUUGCUCGAUCUGGGGAGCCUUCCCGGACCUGGCAUCUCUGGAGCCGAUCAAGGCUUCUUUGCAGCUGACACUUCUGGACGACAUCUGCUGGGUCAAGAAGCGGGUCGCGAAGAAUUACACGGUGAUCAGCAUGAACUCAGAGGCUGCACUCUAUCAUGCAGCAUGA